CAAUUCAAGCAUUGACCUGAUGAACACUGGUUUAUGUUUUAACAGUCCACGCGGACGAAAGGUAAAUUAGCACAGCAGCUAGCUAGGUAGCUAACUUUAAAGUCAGCUCAUCUGUUAAUAUCAACGCACUGCAGGCAGGUUUCCAGGAAAUACCGACUUAUCGACAUCUGAAAGCAUGACAGAUACUGAAGAUCGGAUAGAGACCGAGCUCUCACCAUCAGGACAAGGUGCAUUUGAAAGCGGACCGCAGGAGAGCCUUCAGAGUUCUGGGGGGGAAGACGUGGAUGAUGAGCCUCUGGCGCCACCCGGUGGUUACUGUGAGGCCUGUGGAGAUUGGAAUGUCGGAGGCACUGGCAUCCAGUCCAUGAAGAAGCUGCUCCAGUUCUACAUGAGAACAGCAGAUGACUUACACGACUGUCUUGUGAAUGGGCAGGGUCAUCUAGAGAGAGAGGCUCUUGCUGCUGCGGUGCCAUGUUUGCUGUACAUGUGUCAAAAUUACUUUAACCACGUGGAAUCCACAGAAAGGGGCAUGAUGCCCCAAAACACUCCUCUGCCCUUUAACAUCUCUACGAGGCUGCAGGACUUCUCUCAACAGCUGUGUGACAGGUUGGAGCAGCUGGUCUUAACCUACGCCAGCUAUGGUCUCCUCAGUCUGGAUGAGACUGACCCUAACAGCGCGUCACACUUCUGCAUUGGUCAGUUUAAGCUUGGCCGACUGAGACUGACUGUGUUCCGCUACUGUAAGCCGACACCAUACCUGGCCAGAGUCGACACCAGUUUGUACAAACGCAUGCGUUGGAAUGUGGACAGGCUGCGAGACGAGCAGCAGCAGACAGAUGAAGAGCAGAGUGGAGAGAGUGAGAAGGCGGAGACCAAAACAGUUGGGGACACAGAUUAUUACUUCCUGUGCUAUGAGGAUAUUCCCAAUGCACAUGCAGAGAAUGAGGGGGAUGUGGUGAGGAUGUGGACCAUCGGUCGGUGGGUGCAGGUGAAUCCUGAUCCCGACUCAGAGGACAUCUGUGACUGGAUCACGUGCGAGGUUUCUCAGGCCAACUAUGAUAGGUUAUUGUUCCUGGGCAGCAACGAGCCGACGAGCCACAGCGCGACAGACCACCUGCAGCAGCUGCUGGCAUCACAAUACAUAACAGACUGAGAGUGCACUAACACACACACACACACACACACAUAGUGAGUCUCUGGGAUACAACAUUCUUAAUGGGUCAUAGGAUGUACAGCUGGAGAUCAAUGCUCAGCCUUGCUAUUUUGCAGACACGUGUCACUGAAGGCAUUUGCUUUUAUCUUCUGACCAGCAGUGGUUUCUUAAGUUUUAUUCUCAGGUUCUGAAAAUAUUCAUACUAAAUAUUGUGAUGAGUCUUGGAUGUUGGAUGCACAAUAUUUUGUCACUUUUUUCUGUGUGUUAAUGUAUGUUUUACAAGAUUUUAAGAGUUUGCAAAUAUUUUGCUAAGUUAAAAAACAUUUUUAUGACAUUUGUAGGAGCAUGUUACUGUGCUGAGAAGACAUGUAGUAGCAUUAUUUAAAAAAACCCCAAAACUUUAUUUACAUUAAACAUUGCAUUGAAAUAAUUACACAGAAUCACAAUGUCUUUCUGAAAGCCAGAGACAAAAAAAAAAGAAAAAAAAAAAGAAGAAAUCUUUACAUUUAAAACAAGCUGCCAUGAUAUUGGACCCACAAGUAGAAUGCCCAAUUGACUUCAUUUCAGUAGGCUUAUGUUUUAUUUAAAUCAGUACACAUUAAGCUCAACUUCAUUCUUAAUAAAUAUCCAAAAUGGGAGACUUAAAAACUUUGAGACCAGGUAACAAAUCAACAUUUUUUUCUAUUUGAAGUUCAUCCCACUGUGGUCAGUUUGACGUAACUCAUCAGUUCUGUUGACUGGACAUAGAGAAAGACAUUUUACUUGAAACAAAAGAAUAAAACUACCAUUUACAA
Messenger RNA from Monopterus albus (swamp eel), 1947 nucleotides. RefSeq names its product chromosome unknown C19orf67 homolog (gene cunh19orf67). The record is from RefSeq and is a predicted model, not a curated record. Lineage: Eukaryota; Metazoa; Chordata; Actinopteri; Synbranchiformes; Synbranchidae. The transcript is spliced from 8 exons. Bases 176 to 1153 code for a protein of 325 amino acids.